AUGACGUUAAAUCUUUAUGUAUUGACACCUAAUCGAAUAGUUUGGGAUUUAGAAGUGAAAGAAAUCAUUUUAUCUACUAAUAGUGGACAAAUUGGCGUAUUACCAAAUCACGCUCCUAUUACUACAUCAGUGGAUAUAGGUAUUUUAAGAAUACGCCUUAACGACCAAUGGCUAACGAUGGCUCUGAUGGGCGGUUUUGCUAGAAUAGGUAAUAAUAAGAUCACUAUUUUAGUAAAUGAUGCAGAGAAAAAUGGUGAAACUGAUCCACAAGAAGCUCAGCAAACUCGGGGAUGGUUUUUGGUGACAAGAGCUGGAGAUAUCAGAAGUGAGAAUGCUGACAUGAGUAACGAUAAAUCCUAUGAAAAACAUGAUCGCCUGCCAGUGGAAGGUACUGAGUGCACCUAUCGGGGGAUAUAUGUAUGA
Molecule: messenger RNA, 423 nt
Organism: Lactuca virosa
Lineage: Eukaryota; Viridiplantae; Streptophyta; Magnoliopsida; Asterales; Asteraceae
Source: the annotation of a GenBank genome assembly